AACGUCGAGUGCAAGGAUUGCAAAACACGCGGACAUUUCAACAAGGCACACCAUGAAUGCAAGUUUUACAAAGCAGUUUCUGCGCGUGAUGUUGGAAGUAGCGGCAAGAAACGUAAGCAUUCAGCUACAGUCGAGGAAGGAAAGAAGCAAGCAAAGAGAAAGAAGAAGCAAACAACUGGAGAUAUCAAGUGCAUCAGUUGAGACUUAAAGGGUCAUUCUACUUCUCGUUCCCUCGAAUGGAAAAGUUGCCAAGGGUUAUACAGCCCAACUCGAACAAUUUUGUAAAGUCUUUAGCUUCAAAAAGUUAGGCUUCAGAAG
Mycotypha africana is the source of this 318-nucleotide messenger RNA. RefSeq lists its product as uncharacterized. The record is from RefSeq and is a predicted model, not a curated record. NCBI's taxonomy places the organism in Eukaryota, Fungi, Mucoromycota, Mucoromycetes, Mucorales, Mycotyphaceae. The annotation marks the transcript as partial. The transcript has 2 exons.